This is a messenger RNA of Diaporthe batatas, 1347 nucleotides long. RefSeq lists its product as uncharacterized. NCBI's taxonomy places the organism in Eukaryota, Fungi, Ascomycota, Sordariomycetes, Diaporthales, Diaporthaceae. The transcript is spliced from 3 exons. The coding region runs from base 1 to 1347 and encodes 448 amino acids. Gene Ontology annotation, biological process: transmembrane transport. Gene Ontology annotation, molecular function: transmembrane transporter activity. The record is from RefSeq and is a predicted model, not a curated record.
AUGGCAUCUUUUCGGGCAGGCGAUCUAAACAGCGAGAAACCCGAAUUCGAAAGAAAUGAAAAUGUAGAAACGAAUGAUCGUGGCAUUGAGAACGACAGGGGCACUUUCCUCCCUCGUCCAUCUGACGACCCUCGAAACCCACUCAACUGGGCUUUGUCUCUCAAAAUCCUGGUUCUCAUCCAGGUCUGCCUCCUUGCUGCGCUCGGCACGAUUAACACAGCUAUCAUCAACCCAGCCUACAGCCAGCUCGCCCGCGACUUCGACAUUAGCAUUGUCGAAGCCUCGUACCAGACCACCGUCGUCAUAGUCCUCAACGGCAUCGGCCCAUUCUUAUGGGUCCCUCUGGCAAAUGUCUACGGGCGGAGACCCGUCUACCUCUUCACCACGCUGCUGGGUUUUGUCUCCAUCCUCGGAUCCGCCUACGCUCGCACGUAUGGUCAGCUCCUUGGCGCCCGUGUCGUGAAUGGCCUGUUCCCGGCAGCGAUGGCCCUGGGCCCCAGCACGGUGGUGGACUGCUUCUUCGUCCACGAGAGGGGGCGAGCGAUGGGGCUUUUCACGGUGAUGCUGACGACCGGCGCGCACAUCGCACCUAUCUUGGGUGGGCUCCUAGGCCAGUUCCUUGGUUGGCGGUGGAUUUUCAAGUUCACGGCCAUCAUGGACGGGGCGAUGUUCCUCGUUAUCCUCGUCGGGCUACCCGAGACGCUCUACGUGCGUGACAUACGUAUCGCCGACGACCUGACCCAAGUAGCCACGACCGACAUGAUAGAGGAGACCGGGACAUCCCCCCUGGGACCCAAAGCCUACCUCGCCCGCCUUAGACCAUACGCAGGCCCCUUCCCAGGCCUCAAGCUGCACCUGCACGACUUCAUCUGGCCCGCCCUCCGAAUGGCGCAGUACCCCUCCGUCCUCUUCCCAGCAGCCUACUACGCGGCCCAGUACGGGUUCGGGAGCAUCCUCCCGGCCGUGACGGUGGCCGCCGUCUUCAAGGAGCGCUUCGGGUGGGACACGCUCGAGAUCGGGCUCGCGUACGGCGGGGCGCUGACGGUGGGCGGGGUGCUGGGCGAGAGCGUCGCGGGCGUGAUCCUGGACGCCAUCGUGAGGAGGGCGCGGCGGCGCGCCGCCGGGGUCAACCCGGAGCCCGAGGCGCGGCUGCAGGCCAUCUGGACAGGGGCGCUGCUUCUGCCUGCGGGGUUGCUGAUUUACGGUUUUACCAUCGAGUACCGGACACACUGGUUCGUACCGCUCUUUGGAAUGGGUCUGAGCGUGUUUGCGCUGCAGCCUAUAGCCACAACAUGCUAUACGUAUAGUAUUGACUGUUACCGCAAUACUCCACAAUUGUCGAAUUAA